This is a messenger RNA of Stegastes partitus (bicolor damselfish), 5265 nucleotides long. It is a transcript of the gene ambra1b, whose product is annotated as autophagy/beclin-1 regulator 1b. The record is from RefSeq and is a predicted model, not a curated record. Bases 368 to 4534 code for a protein of 1388 amino acids. Gene Ontology annotation, cellular component: intracellular membrane-bounded organelle; Cul4-RING E3 ubiquitin ligase complex. The transcript is spliced from 19 exons. Lineage: Eukaryota; Metazoa; Chordata; Actinopteri; Pomacentridae. Gene Ontology annotation, biological process: autophagosome assembly; mitophagy. Gene Ontology annotation, molecular function: ubiquitin-like ligase-substrate adaptor activity; protein binding.
CUAGUUACGCAGUAGCAGUUUGGCGUCGGGCAGCUAGUAAACCAUUGGACCAAUGCCUUAGAAAACGUUUUCUCUUCGCCCCCCCUCUGAUAAUAUGAAUGUUGUCCAUUGAUUUCAGUGGACGACGUUCGCUAGAAUGACCGCAUAAUACCGAUGUUAGCGACACACGGUUUAUUAUUAGUCUGCGGCCACAUUUUCCGUUUCUGGCCGAGCUAGCGAACCAGCUAGCAUAGCUGCUGAAGAUAGCCUGUUACCUAUGAUGGCACAGCCCGAGAGCCGCUCGAUAAAGGAAGCCUAGACUCUGCAUGGCGACGGACUGGCAGCAGUGGGAGUGAGCAGCCAAUCAGCCGAGGCCACUUCUAGCAACAUGGCGUCCCGUCAGAGGAACUCGGUCCGGAUCCUGUCCAGCCGGGAGCGAGGCUCCCAGACGUUCGGCUCGCAGCGACUCCUGCAGCUGCUGGUGGAGGAGAAAGUCCGCUGGAUGAAAUGGCAGAGUCAGAAAGUGGAGCUGCCGGACAGCCCUCGCUCAACGUUCCUGCUGGCGUUCAGCCCCGACAGGACCCUCAUGGCUUCCACACACGUCAACCACAACAUUUACAUAACGGAGGUGAAGACUGGAAAGUGCCUACAUUCCCUAGUGGGCCACCGUAGAACCCCCUGGUGUGUGACCUUUCACCCCACUAUCCCCGGCCUGGUGGCCUCCGGGUGCCUUGAUGGCGAAGUCCGCAUCUGGGACCUGCAUGGUGGUAGUGAGAGUUGGUUCACGGAGAGCAACGUUGCCAUUGCCUCCCUGGCCUUCCACCCGACUGCUCAGCUCCUCCUCAUCGCCACCAACAACGAGCUCCACUUCUGGGACUGGAGCCGACCGGAGCCCUUCGCCGUGGUCAAGACGGGCAGCGACACGGAGAGAGUCCGGUUGGUGAGGUUUGACCCUCUGGGCCACAACCUGCUCACAGCGAUCGUGAAUCCGUCCAAUCAGCAGAACGAGGAGGACUCGGAGGUUCCGAUGGACAGUGUGGAGAUGCCUCACUUCCGUCAGCGCUCUUUCCUGCCUUCCCAGCCGGUUCGCCGCACACCCAUCCUUCACAACUUCCUCCACAUCUUGUCGUCUCGCUCCCCGGGCGCUCAGGCAGGAGGCGAGCAGCAGCGGCCUCUCGGGGAAAAUGGAAGCAAUAUUGGAGAAUCUCCCAGCAUGCCUCUGGCCCAGUACCCCAGCUCUGAGCGCGGGCCUCCCUUCCCAGGCUGCACCCAGCACCUGGGCAUGGUCUGCCUCUGCAGCCGCUGCUCCGUCAGUCGAAACCCCUCCCUGGCAGCCGACGGUUCCUCUGUGACUCCGUCUGACCCGCGGGUGUCGUCCGACGCUCCCCCGCCUCCCCCAGCCUCCACCUUCUCUUCGGCCCGUACGGAGCCCAGGCAGCCGUCGGAGCGACCCUCGGCCUUUACCUCAGUCUACUACAGUGCCGGCGCUUCUCUUAACCCCACCGCACCGAGCGGCCUCGAGCCGCUCUCCACAUCCAGGCCCGGACCUGACUGGACUCGCAACCUGCUAACCAUGAGGGAGGGUGGAGUCAGUCCAGGCAUGCUGCCUCCCAGAACCUCCUCCUCUUCCUCCAUCAGCCUUCUUUCAGUGCUCCGUCAGCAGGACGGAUCCUCUCACUCCCCUGUCUACACCUCUGCCACUGAAGGUCGAGGUUUCCCCCAACAAGGAGAGCCCGGGGCUCGAGACGCUGCCGGUACCAGCAGCGGCCAUCACCCGUUCUGGGACGGCUCUCGCAGCAACACGGCCUCCUUCCGCAACGUGCUGCAGUGCAACCUGAGCCGCUACUUCAUGGAGUUUGACCGCAUGCAGGACCUGGAGCCGCCGUUGGGGGGCACCAUGGACCAGAGCCACGAGCAGAACCAAGAGCUGCUGAAUAAUAACAUGGACCCAGACAGAGCUGGGCCGUCCUCAUCUUCCUCCACCUCCUCCCCCACCAUCAUCCACUACCAGCCUCCUCUCCCGCCUCCCCCUUCGUCCCACAGCCUGGAGAACAAUGUUCCUCCCCCGGCCUCCCGAGGCCAUCUGAACCGCUGCCGGGCCUGCCACAACCUGCUGACCUUCAACCACGACUCUCAGCGCUGGGAGCGCACCAACCAGGCCUCCUCCACCUCUGCCUCCCCCCUGGAGCCCUCCUCUUCCUCCUCCGCCUUCCCUUCUUCUUCUUCUCCUUGGCAGCCUGAAGAGGGCAGGAGGACACUAGAAGCCCAAACACAGGAGAGGAGGGCUCCUCCGGAGGGCAGCGAGCAGCCGCCUCCCCCUGGAGGUGGAGGAGCAGGACCAGUGGCCUUCCCCAUCGCCCCGUCCUCCAGCCAGCCUGGAGAGCAGACAGUGGGCUUGGUGUACAACCAGGACACAGCGCAGUGGGAGAGGGUGUACCGGCAGGCUGCUGCCGGCCGAUCGGCAGAGCCACCGGAGGCCUUAAGCCAAGAAAUGCCUGUUGACCCCCCAGAUGAGGACUCCCUGAGGAGGCGACUGCUGGAAUCAUCUCUGUUAUCGUUGUCUCGUUACGACAUGUCAGGAUCAAGAGACCACCCCAUUUACCCCGACCCAGCUAGGCUUUCUCCGGCAGCGUACUACGCUCAGAGGAUGAUCCAGUACCUGUCGAGACGGGACAGCAUCCGCCAGCGCUCGCUCCGCUACCAGCAGAACCGGCUGCGGGCCAUGUCGUCUUCGUCGGACAGCCCGGCCAGCAACCCGGCCAGCUCCAUGGACAACAGCGACGUGGACUUCGAGGAGCUGGACGAUAACGGAGACAGAGCGAGGCACAGGACUCCCCGAAACGCCAGGAUGUCUGCACCCUCGCUGGGUCGCUUUGUCCCUCGGCGUUUCCUCCUGCCCGAGUACCUGCCCUACGCUGGAAUCUUCCACGAGCGAGGGCAGCCCGGCCUCGCCACACACUCCUCCGUCAACAGAGUGCUCGCUGGGGCGUCAAUCGGAGACGGUCAGUCUGCAGUCGCCAGCAACAUCGCAAACACCACCUACCGUCUGCAGUGGUGGGACUUCACCAAAUUUGACCUGCCCGAGAUCAGCAACGCCUCAGUCAACGUUCUGGUGCCAAACUGUAAAAUCUACAACGACGCCAGCUGCGACAUCUCCGCAGACGGUCAGCUGCUGGCGGUUUUCAUUCCCAGCAGCCAGCGGGGCUUCCCAGACGAGGGCAUUCUGGCCAUCUACUCUCUGGCUCCCCACAACCUGGGAGAGAUGCUCUACACCAAGAGAUUCGGUCCGAACGCCAUCUCCGUCAGCUUGUCUCCGAUGGGCUGCUACGUCAUGGUGGGCCUGGCUUCUCGCAGGAUCCUGCUGCAUCCCACCACCGACCACAUGGUGGCGCAAGUCUUCCGCCUGCAGCAGCCACACGGAGGAGAGACUUCCAUCAGGAUGGUGUUCAACGUGGUUUACCCCAUGGCUCCAGACCAGAGGCGCCACGUCAGCAUCAACUCGGCUCGCUGGCUGCCGGAUCCGGGGAUGGGUCUGGCUUAUGGAACCAACAAGGGAGACCUGGUGAUCUGCCGGCCUGUGUUCUAUCGCAGCGAUGGCGAGAGCCCCGGAGAGUCGAGCAGCGAGCCGCUGUUCUCCGUCAACAACAGUGGAACCAGCCGGACCCGAGGUUCUGACAGACCGGGUCCAAAUCGCUCCGGCUGGAGGCUGGACAGAGACAUGGGAUUGAUGAAUGCGAUUGGUCUUCAGCCCCGACACCCCGCCCCUUCGGUGACAUCACAGGGAACCCAGACGCCAAUCAUCCAGCUGCAGAACGCAGAGACACAAACCGAGAGGGACCUAUCGGAGCCCAGCGUCUCACAGCCGCCACUCAAUGUCCCUCCUGAGACUCCAUCCACCAGUCGAGCAGCUCAGGGGCAGCUGGAGGCGUCUCAGAGCAGCAGAGGUCAGGACGGCGCUCAGGGCGAAGCUUCAGCCGAGGCCAACACUUCUACAGCGAGCACUGGAGAGUCUCCGGAGUUCGGCUCGGGCGAAGACGCUCUGGCUCGGAUCCGGCGGCUGAUCGCAGAAGGCGGCAUGACGGCGGUGGUGCAGCGGGAGCAGAGCACCACGAUGGCCUCCAUGGGCGGCUUCGGGAACAACAUCAUCGUCAGCCACCGCAUCCAUCGCGGCUCCCAGACGGGCACGGCGGCCUGCAGGCCCCCCACCGACCCCACCAUGACGGCCCCCUCCACCUCAGGUCCCCUGCUCAUCGCCCCGCCCCAGUCCUACCCCCACCCCCCUCCCCAGGCUGCUAACCCGUCCGAACAGCUCACUCCCAUAUGGGGCCCCACGGUGCUGUCGGGCCCCCAGCCCCCCGGCCUGGCUCUGGCCGUGGACAUGGACGACGUGUUUGACGGGGGACGAACAGACGACGACUCGCUGCCGGGUCCCUCCUCUUCCUCCCUGCUGCUGUCUUCCCCGUCCUCCUCCUCGUCCUCCUCCUCCUCCCACAGCCCCCUCCCCGGCAGCGGAGGCGGCCCCAACGGUUACCCCGGCGACCCGUACAGCAGGUAGUCCUCCUGUCGGCCAGGAGGCGCAGAGCGCUGGCUGAUGGGUAAAGGGCGCUCCUCAAAGCCUUAUCUCACAAAGAAAUGGGUGCUGCUUCGACUCUGCACAGGGUCUCCCGCCUGGAAAAAGAAGGGACACAAGAACCCCGCCUCACCCCUCCUCACCCCUACGCCCCCCCGAGUGGCAUCGGCGUGCACUUCUUCUGCACUUAUAAAUCCGGACUGAAGCUGAAACCGCGAUCAUUCCUCGUCAGAAAGGGCUUCUACUUGAACGGAGGCCAGUUCUCGCUGAGCUCCUCUCCGCCCGACUCUCUCUAACUAUCAGCGUGAUGGAGGUUCCUGUUUAAAGUGCCAUGUCUGCGGGGGGUGAGGAGGAGGUGGGGGAAGGGGGAGGCAUCUCUUUCUCACACACAUUUACUCCAACGUGCUGCAUUCGGUGCCAUGUGAUGUUGAAUUUGAUGUGAAAUAGUGCGUGAUUGAAGUGUUUAAAAAGUGAAUUCAGCACUACUUUAUUUUGAAGCCUGUUCUUUUUUUUUUUUUCCUUUUUUUUUUUGUACUGUGUGUAAUUAUGAUGUUUGAAAACCAGGAAUCGUGUCCGAGGCUGCCUGAGGCUGGACUCUGAGCGGCGGCCUGCAGCCAAGUGGAGAAUAAUCACUGACGACUGAACGGACAAAACGAGACUGAACAAACUGAAUCUACUGCAUGUCUUUUCAAUAAUGCUGCAGUUCAUGAAACAAA